Molecule: messenger RNA, 765 nt
Organism: Aphanomyces astaci
Lineage: Eukaryota; Oomycota; Saprolegniomycetes; Saprolegniales; Verrucalvaceae
Exons: 1
Coding region: 93-713 (206 amino acids)
Source: RefSeq, a predicted model, not a curated record
CUCCAAUCCGUGCCCCACAUCUUGACUUCAGUGUCUUCACAUUGCAAUUGGCCACAUUGCAAUCAAAGCAAAUCCAACACAACGUGACGACGAUGUUUGCCUUUCUAAACUCGAAGACUACACUCCUAUCGCUGCGCGCAAUCCCAGCCAUGAUCGCAGCUUUCCUUGCAGGCUACAUCUGGUUGAAUCAACACCGUCCGUGCGAACCCAUCGCCGCGGCUCGUUAUGACCUCGGCCGAGAAGAUUUGCCGUUGAUGGCGUCGGCCCUCACCGUUGCUGUGCUAACGCCAGUGUGGCUCUUGUUGCAUCAUCGCCAGGUCAAGUGUGUGGUCAAGUUCAACUACGCGUGUGAAAUUUUGUGUUUCGUGCUUGUCUUCGUGCCCACGAUGUACUGGGGCAGCUCCCGCACGGCAACCCUUGCGUGUGCUCGUCGCAGCCAACUCAACUCGGUGUGCCUUCGCAACACUUGCACUGUGGUCCGAGCUACCAUGAUCACGGCAUGCGUGUUGAUGGCCGUGCUGGCCCUGGCGAGCAUGGGUGUGCUGCGUCAAUGGCGAGCGCCGUUGGGAAUGUCGUCCAUUAGCAAGCCAACAUCGUUUGUCGACGCCACCGACGUCACCGUUAUUGACAUCGAAACGCCUCGGGAAACUUGCCACACCGAAAUCCUCACCCCCACCACCGUGGAGGGAAGCUCGUCGAUCCAGUCCAAAUAGUUGUGAUAACUUUAGUCGUGUAAUUGCAUAUAAAUACUUCGUCCACGUACAA